Messenger RNA from Linum tenue, 1275 nucleotides. The record is from the annotation of a GenBank genome assembly. Lineage: Eukaryota; Viridiplantae; Streptophyta; Magnoliopsida; Malpighiales; Linaceae.
UUUUCAAAGUUUUCCUCUCUUCUUCUCAUUUCUCUUUCUUUUCAUUUUUUCCCCACUAUUUCAUCACGUCUCUCUUUCCAUCGAAGGAGACGGAGAGAAAGAGAGAAAUCUGUCAAUUUUCUUUUCCAUUUCAAUUACUUCUUCACCUCAAGAUUCAGAUCUUAGACAAACUCGAUCAAACCUUUUCACCACCACACAACUCUUAGACAUAAAAAAAAAUUACUUUUCUCUCGGUUGAAAAAAGAAAGACGAAUUGAACAAUCACAAGUAUUGAUAAUGGCAACAGUGUCCCCUCUCGCCAAGUACAAACUUGUCUUCUUAGGAGAUCAGUCUGUAGGAAAAACUAGCAUCAUUACUCGCUUCAUGUACGAUAAAUUCGACACCACAUACCAGGCUACAAUUGGAAUCGAUUUUUUGUCCAAGACAAUGUAUCUAGAAGAUCGAACUGUUAGAUUACAAUUGUGGGAUACGGCUGGACAAGAGAGAUUUAGAAGUCUUAUUCCUAGCUAUAUUCGAGAUUCUUCUGUGGCUGUCGUGGUAUAUGAUGUAGCCAAUAGACAGUCAUUCUUAAAUACUUCUAAGUGGAUUGAAGAGGUACGAACAGAACGUGGAAGCGAUGUCAUAAUAGUGCUUGUCGGCAACAAAACCGAUCUUGUUGAAAAAAGGCAAGUGUCCAUAGAGGAAGGAGAUGGCAAGGCUAAAGACUUUGGAGUUAUGUUUAUCGAAACUAGUGCCAAAGCGGGUUUCAAUAUUAAAGUAAGGAAUCGCACUCUUGUUUCACUCGUGUGUCCACUUUUUCGCAAAAUUGCUGCUGCACUACCAGGAAUGGAAACUCUUUCUUCGACGAAACAGGAAGACAUGGUUGAUGUGAACCUCAAACCUACCGUGAAUUCAUCCCAAGCCGAUCAACAGGGAGGAGGGUGUGCUUGUUAAACAUAUGUUAUUUAGUAAAUAGGGAAAAAAAUUAUAUCAAAAUAGAUAAACCCAUAAGAAUUUUAAAUUAUAGAGUUAAAACUUAAAUGCAAACUUAUGACCUUUUAAUUUUACCUUUUUCAUUCUAGGAAACAAGCCACUCGUUGUAGGUUGGUUCCAUCAAAUUUUUGGAGGUUAACAAAAAAAAUUGAUCUUAGACAUACAAUCAAUCGCUUUCUCUUACAAUGAUCACCUGCCAAACAUUCAACAUGAUCCCACUAUCAGUGACUUGGUCAGAAUUCCAUGUAGAGUGGCUCUGGUUUUUUAAAGAAAAUAAUUUAUAAGGUAAUUCAUAUUUUCCCU